This is a messenger RNA of Fraxinus pennsylvanica, 1032 nucleotides long. The record is from the annotation of a GenBank genome assembly. Lineage: Eukaryota; Viridiplantae; Streptophyta; Magnoliopsida; Lamiales; Oleaceae.
AUGCCUUUUUGCAAAUUGCCUCAUUGGAACAGGAAGGGUGAGCUACUGACAUGUACGACGAAACAAAAUUCGGAAUUGUACCAUGCUGUUCUUGGUGGUCUAGGACAAUUUGGCAUAAUCACAAGAGCAAGAAUUGCACUUGAAAAAGCCCCCCAAAGGGUGAGAUGGAUUCGAGUGUUGUACUCCAAUUUUACGGCUUUUACGCAAGACCAGGAGUAUCUAAUAUCCUUGCAUGGACAACCAGCCACGAAAAAGUUUGACUACGUCGAAGGUUUUGUUAUUGUUGAUGAAGGCCUUAUAAAUAAUUGGAGGUCCUCUUUUUUCUCCCCAAGCAACCCAGUCAAGAUUUCGUCUCUUAAUGCUGAUGGAGGUGUCUUGUAUUGCUUGGAAAUUACCAAGAAUUAUCAAGAAUCCAAUGCCAAUACCAUAGAUGAGGAAGUGGGGGCUCUUUUGAAGAAAUUAAAUUUUAUUCCAUCUUCGGAAUUCACGACCGAUCUUCCUUAUGUGGAUUUCUUGGACCGGGUUCAUAAGGCAGAGUUGAAGCUGCGGUCCAAGAACUUGUGGGAUGUGCCUCACCCAUGGCUGAACCUGUUUGUACCCAAAUCAAGAAUUGGUGACUUCGAUGAAGGAGUGUUCAAGGGCAUUUUGGGAGAUAAGACCAGCGGUCCAAUUCUAAUCUACCCCAUGAAUAAAAAUAAGUGGGAUGUAAAGAGCUCAGCAGUGACACCAGAAGAAGACAUAUUUUACUUGGUAGCGUUUCUGAGAUCUGCAUUGGACAAUGGGGACAAGACACAGACACUCAAUUAUUUGACAAGUCAAAAUAAUCAAAUCCUAAGAUUUUGCGGUGAUGCUGGGAUCAAAGCCAAACAAUACCUUCCUCAUUAUACCACACAGCAAGAAUGGAUGGACCAUUUUGGGGAUAAAUGGACCCUUUUUUCCAAAAGAAAAUUGGAAUUCGACCCCAAGCAUAUUUUAGCCACUGGCCAACGCAUUUUUAGACCUUUCUUCAAUCCUAGUGCACCAUUAUUGUGA